Molecule: messenger RNA, 4320 nt
Organism: Sceloporus undulatus (fence lizard)
Lineage: Eukaryota; Metazoa; Chordata; Lepidosauria; Squamata; Phrynosomatidae
Gene: ITIH6
Product: inter-alpha-trypsin inhibitor heavy chain family member 6
Exons: 16
Coding region: 178-4029 (1283 amino acids)
Biological process (GO): hyaluronan metabolic process
Molecular function (GO): serine-type endopeptidase inhibitor activity
Source: RefSeq, a predicted model, not a curated record
UCUUCAGAAUAUUUUGUUUUCAUUUCAACUUAUGGAGUAACCAGUGAAACUGGCCACCCUCCAGUCUUGGAUGCAUGGACAAUCAAGGCUUGUAUCAGGAUGAAUGCUACAUUUAUAGGUCCUUUUAAAAAAAGAGGUGAAAAAAAUCCUAAGGUUUAAAAGUACAAAUUGAAAGAGAUGCCAGGGAGGCGUUCUCAUCCACAGAGCCUUCUGCAAGGACGAGGCAAAACUUUCGUGCCAGUCAUGGACCAGCUCCUGGGAUAUUCUGUCUAUCUCCUCCUGAUCCUGGCACCUUUAAGCACUGUGGGACACCCUAUUCAGAGCCAUGUACCUCCCCAUCAGAGAUCUACACGUCAGGUAAAAGCUCCCAAAACCGAGCUCACCAUCUCUAGCUUCUUGAUACGCUCAUCAAUUGUGUCCCGCUAUGCCUUCACCCGAGUGUGGACUGUCAUGAGCAACCCACACACAGAGGCAAAAGAAGCCAUCUUUGACCUGGAUCUCCCCAAUUCAGCAUUCAUCUCCAAUUUUACCAUAAUCGUGAAUGAAAAGAUCUAUGUGGCUGAGGUGAAGGAGAAACACCAGGCUAAGAAGAUGUAUGAUGAAGCCCGCAGGCAAGGAAAGACAGCAGCUCAUGUGGGCACCAAGGACAGAGAAACUGAAAAAUUCAGAGUGUCAACCAGUGUGGAGGCUGGAGGCAAGGUAGCCUUUGAGCUGAUUUAUGAAGAACUGUUGCAGCGGCAUUUGGGCAAGUAUCAGCAUGCCAUCAACAUCCGGCCCCAGCAGGUGGUGAAGAACCUCAGCGUGGAGGUGACCAUUUCUGAGAGGACUGGCAUUGACUAUGUCCACGUUUUGCCCCUCCGCACAAGCAGACUUCUGACCAAUGCUGUCCGAGGGGAUGCUGAUGUGCCGCCAUCUACAAAGGUGGAGAAAGGAACACACUGCGCUUGGAUUGUGUUCAGCCCAACGCCCCAAGAACAGGCAACGUUCUCAAGUUCAGGAAUCAUGGGUGAUUUUGUUGUGCAGUAUGACGUGGCCAUGCCAGAUGUUGCAGGCGAUGUACAGAUCUAUAAUGGCUACUUUGUUCACUACUUUGCCCCAAGGGGAUUGCCCCCAGUACAAAAGGAUGUGGUGUUUGUUAUUGAUGUCAGUGGCUCCAUGUAUGGCACAAAGAUGAAACAGACCAAGAAAGCAAUGCAUGUCAUACUAAGUGACCUUCACCAAGAUGACUUCUUCAACAUCGUUACUUUCUCAGACACAGUGAAUGUGUGGAAACCCAGCCAAUCCAUACAAGCUACUCCACAAAACAUCAGGAGGGCCAAGGACUAUGUCAGCAAGAUGGAAGCUGAUGGAUGGACUGACAUCAAUGCAGCUCUUCUUGCAGCCGCUUCUGUCUUCAACCAAAGCUUUCUAAUGGCAGGAAAGGUUAUGCGGGAACAGAGAAUCCCACUGAUCAUCUUCUUGACAGAUGGUGAACCCACCUCAGGAGUGACAGCUGGCAGCCGCAUUCUGUCUAACGCUCAGCAGGCUCUGAAGGGCACCAUUUCACUGUUUGGUUUGGCCUUUGGUGAUGAUGCUGACUAUGGGCUGCUGAGGCGCCUCUCACUAGAAAACCGUGGCGUUGCCCGCCGUAUAUAUGAGGAUGCUGAUGCCACUUUGCAGCUCAAGGGUUUCUAUGAUGAGAUUGCCAGCCCUUUGCUGUAUGAUGUGGAGCUGGCCUACCUGGAUGGAGUGGCCCAAGACCUCACUCAGAAUCUCUUCCCCAACUACUUCCAAGGCUCUGAACUCGUUGUGGCUGGGCGAGUGAAGCCAGGAGCAUCAGAACUGCGGAUACGCACCACAGGGAAUGGCCAAGAGGGCCCACUCAGCCUGGAAAACGACAUCUCAGCCAAUACCACUGAAGCAGCUCCCUUUGGCUGCUCUGUGGGUGCCAACAAGAUUGGUCAUUUUGUGCAGAGGCUUUGGGCAUACUUCACCAUUCAAGACCUGCUUCAAGCCCGGUUCCGAGCCAAUGACACAGCUACUCGGCGCCUGCUUACUGAAAAGGCCACCAACCUGUCCCUUAAAUACAACUUUGUCACCCCUGUGACAUCUCUGAUAGUGGUGAGACCAGAUGAGCACAGAGAUAAAGCCCAGCUGGCAAAAAUUACCACUCCUCCUGGGGUAACCAAAGCCAAUAAGGCCACUCCUCAAGCCUUGGGAACAACACCUGCUUCAUCGUGGCUUUCUAAGGUGGCUAAAACUACUCCUGUGGUUGGAGGUACCAGUGCUCCAGGAGUCACAAAAGCAAUCAAGGGAAUGGUUAGGCCUGGAGCUGCUACCACUUCUCUGGCUCCGGCAAUCACCACUAGAGUCACUAAAGCAGUCAGAGCCACAUUGCCACCAGUUAUUGCCAUGACUACCAUCAUCCCUACUCCUUACAUAUCCCCAGCACCUACUGUACUUGGCCGCACCAAAGCAGCCAAAGCCACGCCACUUCCCAGGUUGACUGCUAUGUCUCUGACUCCAGCUGUAAUACAUGGGUCCACAAAGCCACCCAGAACCACAGUAUCCCUUAAAACCACCAGACUACCUCUCAAAACCCCUAAGCCCAACCCCACCAGGGCUGGAAGACUCAAAGUCACAGUUCAGCCUCACUCUGUUUUUGAGACCAGAGGAACAGCCAUUAGCAAGGUCCUCUUGCUAGGUGUCCUUGAUGCAGUGACCACUCCAGGGCACCCACCUGGAAAUGUAAAGGUAUCAGAGCAUAACUCCAGUAUUCUGGAGCAGCCUCAGAUGACACUUCAGCCAGCCACUGAGCACCAACCAUACACAAACUGGCAGGAAAGUACUGCCAGGAUGGAGACAGGAAAGAUACCUGAGAGUAAGACAACUUCCAAGGGUGGCAGAGCCACAGAAGUGCACACAGAUAAGCCUCUGCACAACAGCACUGCUCCAUGGGGCUUAGCACCUGGAACAACACUUCCAGUGGCACAGAAAAUGGUGACCCAAGGCCCUGGACGUGUUGCUAGCAGCACUACACCUGCCUCUGACAUCAGCCUCCUCCUCCUGCCCAGUGAGUCUGAGUUACGCUCAGCCACUGACCUGGACAUAGAGUACGUGGAGUCCUUGAAUCCACCAGCUGUGUAUAGUUUUGUCACAUCCCAGAGACACCCAGGAAGCCUGGAUUAUGAAGACAUCCAAGGUUUCUCAGAAGAACUGGACAGUGAUGCAGAUACUUUGGGAGGUUCCUCCAACACCGGCUUCUUCACUUUCUCCUCUUGGGUGGAUGGAGACCCCCAUUUUGUCAUAAGAUUGCCACAUUCACUGGGGAACCUCUGCUUCACACUGGAUGGACGCUCAGGAGAUAUUCUACAAUUGGUGAGCGACCCAAUCACUGGCUUGUCAGUCAAUGGGCACCUCAUGGGAGCUCCUUUAAGGCCAGGCCAUGAGGAGCGUCCCCGCACCUACUUUGAUGCCAUCACCAUGGUGGUGGAGCAGCAUCUGCCACACACCAGCUAUGUGAUCAACAUCACACGGAAAGGCUUAACUCUGCAUGGUGAGGAUAUCCUGGUGCUGCCCUUCACCCGACGGAUCACAAUCCGAAAACCCCAGCUGGUGAUUUCCAUGUGGCCUGAAGCCAACAUCACUGUGCAGAUCGGACAUGAAAUGGAGUUCCUGGUUCUGCUACAUCGCUACAGCCAUCCUACGGCCCUGCAGCUGAAUCAUCUUGGCUUUUAUGUGGUUAACGGAAAGGGGCUGUCAACUUUAGCACAAGGCUUGCUAGGCCAGUUCCAGAACAGUGACAUCAGGUUUUCCCCAGGCCCAGCUGAUGGGGAGCGAGCCGCUUGGUUGUGGAGGGGCACUAACAAAGUGCCGGUCACUGCAGUCACCAAGAUAUUAAAGGACUCCACUCGGAGGGCACAUGAGGCACCAUGCUGGCUGGUGAAACGCAAGGAUGUAGAGGGACUGUUGGGGGCCCCUUACAGCUCUUACGUAACCUCCAACCCCCUGGAAAUACAGAAGGUGACUAUAUUCAGUCUUGGGAUUUGACCUGUGAAGCAGAGAAGUCAUUUUGGGGCUGGAAAAGAGGUUUGGCCUGAGAAUGACAUGCUCUCAUUCUCUUUACUGAGUGAGAGUGACCGCAGACUGAAGACCCUGCCUGUGAAAGAACAGAGAAGGACAACUUACUCUUCCACCAGUGAGGGAAAGGCACCAGGUCGAUCAACAGGAAAAGCAGCUAGCAAGGGUAUUGCUCACUAACUUAAGAUAUGGGCUACAUUGUCUCAUUUAUAUUUUUAUUUGUGAUUUGUAGUUUAAUAAAAACAACAACCCUGCACUGAG